Molecule: messenger RNA, 2246 nt
Organism: Mus musculus (house mouse)
Lineage: Eukaryota; Metazoa; Chordata; Mammalia; Rodentia; Muridae
Product: predicted gene, 40881
Exons: 5
Source: RefSeq, a predicted model, not a curated record
UCCGCGGGAGGCGUCCUGUUUAGCGGCUUGGUGGCUCCCAGUUCUCGCUGACUGCGCGCCCGCGUCUGGGCUCCUUUGCAGAGGACUCGGUAGCUGCAGCUCCCGGAGCACAGCGGGCAGAGCUGCGGACUGCGCGCUCCCCUGCUGCCCCGGGCCUCCAGCGGUGGCUCCCGCGCCCCGCGGCGACUUCCGCUCCCGCGCUUCCCUUUGUUCAAGUCCCCGAGCGGCUGUGGGGUCCGACCCCGCGCCCUGGGCGACUGAGGCGCCCGCAGUCCGCGCCCUGGCGCCCUGGAGCCCUGGCGAUGCCGGACCAGAUCCCUGUGUCGGAAUACGUGGCCGAGACCCUUGAGGACUACAUGGCGCCCACGGCCUCUAGCUUCACCACGCGCACCGCCCAGUGCCAGAACUCCGUGGCGGCCGUCGAGGAGGAUGCAGUGACUUAUGAUGAUGUGCAUGUGAACUUCACUGGGGAAGAGUGGAAUUUCCUGGAUCCUUCCCAGAAGAGUCUCUACAAAGAUGUGAUGCUGGAGACCUACUGGAACCUCACUGUUAUAGGCUACACUUGGGAAAACCAUCAUAUUGAAAGACAUUGUCAAAGUUCAAGAAGAAAUGAAAGGUCUAUGAGGAACAAAAAGUCAAACAGUGUGAAUGCAGUGUGGAAACCUUUCAUCUGUUACUCUUCUAUUAAUAUAUAUAUAUCAUGUGUCACAAUUGAUGAAAGCCAUGUGAGCAUAGGGAUAUUGAAAGAAGCAAUGUACCGCUUUCUAUCCCAGAACUGUGAGAAAAUUGUCAGAUUCUAUCAAUGUAGUAAACAUAUCACAUGUGCCAAUUUUCAUUGCAGGUAUGUAAGUAAUCAUAGUGGAGAGAAACUCUAUGAAUGUAAUGAACGUUCUAAAGCUUUUUCAUGUCCUAGUCAUCUCCAAAGUCAUAAAAGAAGACAAAUUAGAGAGAAAACACAUGAACAUAACCAAUGUGGUAAAGCCUUUCCAACACCAAGUCAUCUUCAAUAUCAUAAAAGAACCUAUACUGGAGAGAAACCUUAUGAAUGUCAUCAAUGUGGUCAAGCCUUUAAAAAAUGCAGUCAUCUCCAAGGUCAUAAAAGAACACGUACUGGAGAGAAAUCUUAUGAAUGUAAUCAAUGUGGUAAAGACUUUGCACAACUCAAAAGUUUAAAUCGUCAUAAAAGAACACAUACUGGAGAGAAACCCUAUGAAUGUCAUCAAUGUGGUAAAGCCUUUGCACAACUCAGUAGUUUAAAUAGUCAUAAAAGAACACAUACUGGGGAGAAACCCUAUAAAUGUAAUCAAUGUAGUAAAGCCUUUACAGGUCACAAUGUUCUCCAAUCUCAUAAAAGAACACAUACUGGAGAGAAACCUUAUGAAUGUCAUCAAUGUGGUCAAGCCUUGAAAAAAUGCAGUCAUCUCCAAUGCCAUAAAGGAACACAUACUGGAGAGAAACCAUAUGAAUUUAAUCAACGUAGUAAAGCUUUUUCAAGUCACCUUGGUCUCCAAUAUCAUAAAAUAACACAUGCUGGAGAGAAACCCUAUGAAUGUAUUCAAUGUGGUAAAGCUUUUACAAGUCACAGUGGUCUCCAAUAUCAUAAAAGAACACAUACUGGAGAGAAACCCUAUGAAUGUAUUCAAUGUGGUAAAGCUUUUACAAAUCACAGUGGUCUCCAACGUCAUAAAAGAACACAUACUGGAGAGAAACCCUAUGAAUGUAAUCAUUGUGGUAAAGCCUUCUCACAAUACAUUUAUCUCCAAUGUCAUAAAAGAACACAUACUGGAGAGAAACCCUAUGAAUGUAAUCAAUGUGGUAAAGCCUUUGUACAACUCAGUAGUCUCCAAAGUCAUAAAAGAACACAUACUGGAGAGAAACCCUAUGAAUGUAAUCAAUGUGGUAAAGCCUUUGCACGACUCAGUAGUCUCCAACGUCAUAAAAGAACACAUACUGGAGAGAAACCCUAUGAAUGUAAUCAAUGUGGUAAAGCCUUUGCACAACUCAGUAGUCUCCAAAGUCAUAAAAGAACACAUACUGGAGAGAAACCCUAUGAAUGUAAUCAAUGUGGUAAAGCCUUUGCACGACUCAGUAGUCUCCAACGUCAUAAAAGAACACAUACUGGAGAGAAACCCUAUGAAUGUAAUCAAUGUGGUAAAGCCUUUGCACAACUCAGUAGUCUCCAAAGUCAUAAAAGAACACAUACUGGAAAGAAACCCUAUGAAUGUAUUCAAUGUGGUAAAGCUUUU